AUGAAGACAGAACUACUUGUUGGAAUCACUACAGCCGCAUUCUUCAUCGUUUAUUUCCUAACGAGAGCACGGCGCAGAAAACAGAACAAACGGCCUGUAAAACCUGGCACAGUUGUCUUGCAUCAGUUUCUUCCCUCGCCCUUAUCUUUGAGUGGCUCUCCGCCAUGUUUAAAACUAGAAACGUUCCUUCGCAUGGCAAAGAUUCCAUACGAGAGCAGAUAUGGCUUGAAAUUCUCUAAAAAGGGUAAAAUUCCGUGGAUUGAGUUUAACGAGGAAGAAAUCGCCGAUUCCAACUUCUGCAUUCGGUUUUUAAGGAACGAGUUCAAAGUUGACGUUGACUGCUCUCAUUUGAGCGACGCAGAAAAAGGACUUGCUCACAGUAUUCAAACCACGUUAGAGGAGAACACGUAUUGGGCCCUUUUUUAUUACCGCUUUUUUUCACCGGACUAUGCCAUGUAUACGCGAAUGCAGCUGUUUGGGCAUUUUUCCUGGCCACUCAGAUAUCUGAUAUUCUACGUUAUACAGAAGCGAUGUAGAAGAGAUGUGUGGUCUCAGGGCAUUGGUCGACACUCCGAACAGGAGAUCUAUGAAAUAGCUGAGAGGGAUCUUCUUGCAGCGUCCGCAGUUUUGGGGGAGAAGAAAUUCCUCUUUGGAGAUAAACCCUGUCUCGCUGAUGCUGUCCUUUUCGCCUUUGUUGCAUGUGCCUCGUGGAAUUGUCCUCAAAGUCCUUUUGCCCAGCUCACCAAGACUAAAGCGACAAAUCUUGAGCGGCAUGCUCAGCGAAUGAAAGAUCUCUACUAUCCCGACUGGGAUGAAAUCACUAGGAAGCUUAAAUCUGACUGA
This is a messenger RNA of Pocillopora verrucosa, 843 nucleotides long. Its product is annotated as failed axon connections homolog. NCBI's taxonomy places the organism in Eukaryota, Metazoa, Cnidaria, Anthozoa, Scleractinia, Pocilloporidae. The record is from RefSeq and is a predicted model, not a curated record. Gene Ontology annotation, cellular component: cytoplasm.